Messenger RNA from Daphnia pulex (common water flea), 578 nucleotides. Its product is annotated as prohormone-1-like. The transcript is spliced from 4 exons. The record is from RefSeq and is a predicted model, not a curated record. The coding region runs from base 53 to 346 and encodes 97 amino acids. NCBI's taxonomy places the organism in Eukaryota, Metazoa, Arthropoda, Branchiopoda, Diplostraca, Daphniidae.
CGGCCUAACCUACUGCGACGCUCAAAUUUCUCCUUUGCUGAGCAAUUUUAAAAUGAUGGCAAAAAUCAGCGCUGUCGUUCCGGUGGCCAUUUUACUCUACUUAGCAGCGUCCGGAGCAGCAAAAUCAACAGAUCGAGAAGAGACCGAAUCAACUGAUUUCGGCCAAGACAUAGAGUUGGGAGCAGUGCCAGACGACGGAAGUGUGGAAACGGCUUUACUGAACUAUCUCUUUGCAAAGCAGAUAGUGGCUCGCCUACGUACCAACGCUAACCCCCAAGAUUUGAUGAGAAAACGAUCGUAUUGGAAGCAGUGCGCAUUCAACGCCGUCUCCUGUUUUGGCAAAUGAUCGGAAUCAAGAAAUGUUAAAGCAAAAUCAAUAACUUUUUUUGUUUCAAACUGUGGAUCUGUAACAACACACUCUGGCUGUUUUCAUUGAACAGGAGCAAUUGAUUUCUUUUUAUUGGCAUCACAUGUUCAAGUUUUUUUAUUCAAAUGAAUUAGAAUAGAUUGUCGAUGGAAAUCACAAUAAAUAUGUAUAGGCUAAAUCAUAGAUUGCUUGCAUACACAUCUAGACUCGA